AUGCAAUCAAAUAAAUGUUUUUAUAGAGUAACAAAAAAAGGAACAGUUAUUAAAGUUGUAAAUGAAAUAUAUUUAAGAGAUGAUAUACCAUGUGGACAUGAUUCAUGUGUAGAAUGUAAAAAGAAAUUGGAAAAGAGAACUACUGUAGAGGAUAGAGUUUUAUUAUCAAAUGAAAUUAGUUCAUUAAAUGGUACCAAGGUAUUAGUAUUGGAUACUAAUGUAAUAUUACACCAAAUCGAUUUAUUAGAAGAUCCAACUAUUAAAGAUGUUGUUAUUUUAUCAACAGUUUUGGAUGAGGUAAAGAAUCAAAAUCGUUCUAUUUCCAAUCGUAUAAGAGAUAUCGUUAAAGAUGCAGAUAGACGUUUCUACGUUUAUUCCAAUGAAUAUAGCAAAUUUACAUCCAUCCAAAGAGAGACUGGUGAAACUCCAAAUGAUAGAAAUGAUAGAGCCAUUCGAAGUGCAGCUGAAUGGUACAGAUCACAUUUACAUAGAUACAAUAUUAAAGUUUUAUUAAUUACAAAUGAUAAAGAUAAUUUAAAGAAAGCCAAAGCAUUGGGUUUGGAUUGUCAAACUAUUCAAGAUUUGGUAUUCGAGUUAUCAGAUAAAAAUCCAUCAUUAGUCGAUAAAUUAUCAGAUCCAUCAGAAGAUCAUAUCAAAGAUACAGACGAGUCAAAGAAAUUCCAAUUUUUAGAACAUAAACCAUUAUCAGUUUUAACAGAAGAGAUUAAAAAUGGUAAAUUAGUUCAAGGUGUAUUUAGAACCUCAAUAACCAACUACAGAGAAGCAACAGUAUCAGAUCGUGCAAACGAAAGAGAUAUUUUAAUUCAAGGUAUCGAUAAUAUUAAUAGAGCAGUUGAUGGAGAUAUUGUAGCAAUAGAGUUAUUCGAAGAAAGUAAAUGGAAUGCACCAUCAACAAUUAUUAUGUUGGAAAGUGAGGGUGUUGAGCAGGACGAUGAUUCAAUCGCAAAGGAUGCAAUGGUAGCAAACAAAAAGCCAACUGGUAGAGUUGUUGGUAUUAUUAAACGUAAUUGGAAGCCAUAUUGUGGUGCUGUAGAGUUUAAAGGUGAUGGUUCAAAUCAAUCAACUGGUUUACACUUUUUAUUUUUUAUACCAGUAGAUAAGCGUAUACCAAAAAUUCGUAUCAAGAGUCGUCAAGUUAGCAAUUUAUUAGGAAGACGUAUUGUGGUCGCAAUCGAUCAAUGGGACAAGAAUUCAAAAUAUCCAUCAGGUCAUUUCGUUAAAGAUUUGGGUCCAUUGGGAGACAAGGAAACUGAAAGUCAAGUAUUACUCUUACAAUUUGAUAUUCCACAUCAUCCAUUUGGAGCCUCAGUAAUGAAAUGCUUACCUUCACCAGAUAUUAUGGAUCGUGUAACUCCUGCUGAUAUGGUUGGUCGUAAAGAUUUAAGAAAAGAGUGCAUAUUUUCAGUUGAUCCACCUGGAUGUACAGAUAUUGAUGAUGCUCUUCAUAUCAAAGAACUUUCAAAAGGUGUUUUCGAAGUUGGUGUUCAUAUUGCUGAUGUAUCACAUUUUGUUCAAGAAGGUACAGCAAUCGAUGAGGAAGCAGCAAGUCGUAGUACUUCAGUAUAUUUAGUAGAUCGUAGAAUUGAUAUGUUACCAGGUGAAUUAUCAGGCAACUUGUGUUCAUUAAUGUGUAAUGUCGACCGUUAUGCAUUCUCUUGUAUUUGGAAAAUAACAGCCGAUGGUGAAAUCAUUAAUGUCGAAUACACAAAGAGUAUUAUUCGUUCAUGUGCAUCAUUAACCUACGAACAGGCUCAAAUUAAAAUUGAUGACAAAUCACAAAACGAUCAAAUCGCUACCAAUUUACGUCACCUUAAUAAUUUAGCCAAAGUAUUGCGUAAGCAACGUUUCGAUAGAGGUGCUCUUAUGUUGGCAUCUCCUCAAGUAAAGUUUAAGACAGAGGAACACGGUGGUGAUCCAUCUGAUGUAGAAAUUUAUCAACUUCGUGAAACCAAUGCAAUGAUUGAAGAGUUUAUGUUGUUAGCAAAUAUUUGGGUAGCUAAAAAGAUUUACAAACAUUUCCCAGGUUGUGCAAUGCUCCGUCGUCAUCCAACUCCAAAGAAAUCUAGUUUUGAGCUUUUAACAAAGCUUAUCGAAAAUAAAGGUUUCACAUUCUCAACCAACACAAGUAAAGAAUUAUCAGAGUCAUUAGAUUCAUGCAAUAUCGAAGGUGACCCAUACUUUAAUACUCUAUGUCGUAUUAUGACCACUCGUUGCAUGUCACCAGCCGUUUAUUUCUCUUCAGGUUCAGUACCAUACGAAGAAUUUAAUCAUUAUGGUUUAGCUAGUGAAAUUUAUACUCAUUUUACAUCACCAAUUCGUCGUUAUCCAGAUAUUAUUGUUCAUCGUCUUUUAGCUACUGCCAUUGGUGUAUCAUCAGUAUCGCUAAAUUUAGAUAAUAAAACCAUUUCAUCACUCACAGAGAAUAACAAUUUCCGUCAUAAAAUGGCCCAAUAUGCAGGUAGAGGUUCAACCCAACUUCACACAUUAAUCUUUUUCAAAGGUCGUAAAUCAGUUGAGGAUGCUUACAUUAUCCGUGUUAAAGCUAAUGCUUUUGUAGUUUUGGUUCCUCGUUAUGGUUUUGAAGGCACUGUUUAUGUUUCAGAUCCAUCCAAAGCAAGCUCAUUCAAUUAUAAUCACGAUGAUCAAACACUCACCAAUGGUGCAUUAACCUUUAGAGUUUUCGAUAAAGUAACCGUGGAAAUUUAUGUAGAUGAUUCAAAAGCUCACGAUCAAAAAUUAAGAAUCAAUUGUAUUAAUCCAAAUAUUAAUUUUAUUCCAUCCGAUGAUUUUGACAGUAAUAAUUUGGAUGAUAUAUUAAACCAAAAAGAUGAACAAAAAGAUCUUAAAAAAGAGAAUAAAAAAGAAAUUAAUAAACCAAUUGAAAAUAAUAUAUCAACAACAGUAACCAAAAAAUCCAAUACUAAAAAAGAAAAAGAUAAUAACUCGAUAGCAGGCAAGGAAGAAAAAGAAAAAGAAAAAGAAAAAUCUAAAAAAGUUAGAAAGCAACCAUCAAAAGAAUCAAACGCAGCUCCAUUAGAAACAACUGCAACAAUCAAAAAGACAAAUAAAAAAAUAAAAACAAAAUAA
Molecule: messenger RNA, 3108 nt
Organism: Dictyostelium purpureum
Lineage: Eukaryota; Evosea; Eumycetozoa; Dictyosteliales; Dictyosteliaceae
Exons: 2
Coding region: 1-3108 (1035 amino acids)
Biological process (GO): rRNA catabolic process
Cellular component (GO): nuclear exosome (RNase complex); cytoplasmic exosome (RNase complex)
Molecular function (GO): endonuclease activity; 3'-5'-RNA exonuclease activity; RNA binding
Source: RefSeq, a predicted model, not a curated record